AUGUCCGAUCUGAAUACGUCACAGAUAAUAUUGGGAUGUUUUGUGGCUGUAGUGUCUUCAGCCAUUCAAUCCUUAGGGAUAACUUUACAAAGACGUUCACAUCUUAUUCCAAUACAUACCACAGACAUUCAUGAUAAUUCCCAUCAUAUUCAUCAGAAAUAUAAACGAAAUAUGUGGUUAUUUGGAUUCUUCUUAUUCAUUAUAGCAAAUGUUUUAGGUUCAUUGAUCCAGAUAUCAACUUUACCUUUGAUCAUAUUGUCUCCUUUACAAAGUAUAGGUUUGAUUUUCAACAGUUUAUUGAGCUGUUUAUUAUUACCAGGAGAAACUUUCACAUAUAAGUUGGGGAUGGGGACUUUUGUCAUAUCUAUAGGAGCUUUUAUCAUAGCAUAUAAUGGUAAUGCUACUCCUUUACCACCACCAGAAGAUCUUAGUCCAAAUAAAAAAUUCACCAUUAUUUUGAAUAAACUUUUAAGACCAGGAUUUCUUGUAUGGUUCAUCUUCACCUUUGUUCUCAUAAGUUUGUUGUUAUUGACCAAUGUAAGUAUAACUUUUAAGAGAAACAAAUUGAAAGAAACUUUGAAAUAUAGACAAAGCAAAUCAUUAAUAAGAUACCUUGAUAAAUUAAAAUUCACGAGAGGAAUAAAUUUUGGUUUGAUUUCAGGUACUUUGACUGCCCAUACAUUUUUAUUUGCCAAAUCGUUGAUCGAUGUUAUAGUAGAAACUAUCAUGAAUGAGAAGAAUAGUCUUGGAAUCAUUUUAACAUCAUCAAAUAUUACACCAUACGUAUUAUUGAUCAUAAUGUUGAUGAUUGUUGGAUUUCAAUUAACAGCUUUCAAUUUAGCUUUAUCACAAAUAUCAACCUCAAUUCUUUAUCCUUUAUGUUUCUUAGUAUACAAUAUGAUGAAUUUAUUAAAUGAUUUGAUAUUCAAUUCUUUGAUUUCCAAUCAUAGAAUGACUGUUGGCCAAUUAAUAUGGGUGGUUUUCGGAUUAACAGGUGUUUUAAUCGGAGUAGUUUUGAUCAGUUGGGAUUCAGCUGUUGGUUCCAAUAAUAUUAAACAUUUCCCAUGUAUUAAGAGUGAAGAUGAUUAUAUUUUACACACAAAAUUCCCUUAUACUGACCAUAAAGUUAAUGAUGAUACACCUUUACUAGAAUUAGAUUCAUCCUUUAAUUCUUAUGAUUCUAAUUAUUUGCAUCCAAAUGUUUACCCCAGCAGACAACAUUCCAAGAAGAAAAGAAUUUUAUCGUUCGAACAGAAACAAUUACUCGAACAACUUGAUUUAUAA
This is a messenger RNA of Yamadazyma jaroonii, 1284 nucleotides long. NCBI's taxonomy places the organism in Eukaryota, Fungi, Ascomycota, Pichiomycetes, Serinales, Debaryomycetaceae. The record is from the annotation of a GenBank genome assembly.